CUUUUUUUUCUCAGCCGCGUAAUGGCUGCUCCCAAGACACAGGGGGCUGCUACCCAAGGAGAGGAGGACGGUGAUGGCAACCGUGGCGGAACUGGGGGUGUCAGUUAUGAGAACAGUAAGGAUUGUAUCCUGGAGCCGCUUUCCCUGCCAGAAAGUCCAGGUGGCACCACCAGUUUAGAAGGUUCUCCAUCUGUGCCUUGUAUUUUCUGUGAAGAACAUUUUCUUAUAGAUGAACAAGACAAACUUCUGAAGCACAUGAUCAUUGAACAUAAGACUGUCAUAGCUGAUGUUAAGUUGGUUGCUGAUUUCCGAAGGUACAUUUCAUAUUGGAGGAAAAGGUUCACUGAACAGCCCAUUACAGAUUUUUGUAGUGUGAUAAGAAUCAAUUCCACAGCUCCAUUUGAAGAACAAGACAAUUAUUUUUUGCUGUGUGAUGUUUUACCAGAAGAUAGAAUACUUAGAGAAGAACUUCAGAAGCAGAGACUGAAAGAAAUUCUGGAACAACAGCAACAAGAACGAAAUGAUAACAAUUUUCAAGGCAGUUGUAUGUUUUGCAAUGAGGAGUUCCUCGGAAACAGAUCUGUUCUUUUGAACCACAUGGCCAGAGAACACACUUUCAACAUUGGGUUGCCAGACAACAUUGUAAACUGCAAUGAAUUUCUGUGUACAUUACAGAAAAAGCUUGACAACUUGCAGUGCUUGUACUGUGAGAAGACCUUCAGGGACAAAAAUACACUUAAAGAUCACAUGAGGAAAAAACAGCAUCGUAGGAUCAAUCCUAAGAACAGAGAAUAUGACCGAUUUUAUGUCAUCAAUUAUUUGGAACUUGGAAAAUCCUGGGAAGAAGUUCAACUAGAAGAUGAUCGGGAGUUGCUAGAUCAUCAGGAAGAUGACUGGUCUGAUUGGGAAGGACACCCUCUCUCUGCUGUCUGCCUGUUUUGUGAAAAGCAAGCAGAAACAAUUGAGAAAUUAUGUGUCCACAUGGAGGAUGCACAUGAAUUUGAUCUCCUCAAAAUAAAGUCAGAACUUGGACUGAAUUUCUAUCAGCAAGUGAAACUAGUCAAUUUCAUUCGGAGGCAGAUUCACCAAUGUAGAUGUUAUGGCUGCCAUGAGACGUUCAAGUCCAAAGCAGACUUAAGGACUCACAUGGAAGAAGCUAAACAUACUUCACUGCUUCCUGAAAGACAGACAUGGGAUCAACCACAGUAUUAUUUUCCAACCUAUGAAAAUGACACUCUGCUGUGUACCCUGUCUGACAGUGAAAGUGACCUGACAGCUCAGGAACAAAAUGGAAAUAUCGCCAUCAUUAGUGAAGAUACAUCUAAACUGCAUGCUUUGAAACAAAGCAGUAUUUUGAACCAGUUGCGACUACAUGAGUCCUUGAAAAACUAGAAGAAACUGCCACAGAAGCAAUGUUUCAUGUUUUCUCCUGUGAGACAGACGCAAAAUACUUUAAAUUUGAACAUCAGCAAAGGAUUAGUCUUUGGUAAAAUAAACUUUUUUUUUUUUCUUUUUUUUAAUUGGCUGUCUUGGGUCUUCGUUGCGGUGCGCGGGCUUCUCAUUGUGGUGGCUUCUCUUGUUGUGGAGCAUGGGCUCUAGGCUCGCAGGCAUCUGUAGUUGUGGCUCGUGGGCUCUAGAGCGCGGGCUCAGUGGUUGUGGCACAUGGUCCUAAUUGCUCUGCAGCAUGUGGGAUCUUCCCGGACCAGGGAUUGAACCCGUGUCCCCUGCUUUGGCAGGCGGAUUCUUAGCCACUGCACCACCAGGGAAGUCCAAAAUAAACUUUUAAAAAAUGAAUUUUUUUCCCAAAAAUAAAGUAGAAACUAAAUAAAAUGAAGACUUUUUGUAUAUGGGCUCUAAAGUUUUAUUAUGUAAUCAUUGUAAAUGAUCUCAUUUCAUUAGACUCAUAUUUAUCUAUAAUAAGGAAGACGUGCAAAUCACAAAGAAGUGAAAUGUUCAAAUUAUUUAUAAACCUAAUUUCAACCGGUAGUUUCAGUCACUUCCCCACAGGCUUUCGUCAUCCAGCAAGUCACAAAAUUUGACAGACGUGUGCUUUCUGUACUACAUUGGGUCAGCUGUGAAUGUAGUGACCAAAAGAGGAGCCACAGAAGAGAGGAACAGUGGUCAAAGUCCUGGAUGAUGCACAAAUUGGACACUAUUUUGGAAAAAUCAAGAUCUGACUAUAUUAUUAUUAUUGCUUUCCACCUGGAGUUACUAAACUCCCUAGAAAUGGACAUCAAGACAAAUAACUUCACUUUCCCCUACAGUGUAUAUACGGCUAACAGAUGAGUACCAUUUUUUAAAAAACAACCACAAUACCAUCAUGACAUCUAACAAAAUUAACAAUAACUUCUUAAUAUCAUAUGUUUUCAGUUUUCCUUAGUUGUCUCAAAAAUGUCUUUUUAGAGUCUGUCGGCGACGCUGAAACGCUGCUGGAUCUGUGGGUGGAGCAUUUUUAAGGUCUUCUGCACCUUCUGACUGGGAAAAGAUGGUCAACGUCUUGAAAGGAGUGCUUAUAGAAUGUGACCCUGCCAUGAAGCAAUUUCUGCUGUACUUGGAUGAGUCAAAUGCCCUAGGGAAGAAGUUCAUCAUUCAAGACAUUGAUGACACUCACAUCUUCGUAAUAGCAGAGUUGGUUAAUGUCCUCCAGGAGCGAGUAGGUGAAUUAAUGGACCAAAAUGCCUUUUCUCUUACCCAGAAGUGAAAAUAUUAGAUAAUGAUCACUUAGGAAUUAAAAGUAACAAAUGUGAGAGGCUCACCAUUCGAUGUCUUGUGUGACCGAUUAGAUUUACAGAAUUGCUCGGAAGCAUGCGACAGGGAAGACUGUGAAAUCAUUUGUUCAUAAGAAAGCCCCUGAACUGACUUUCUUGUUCUGUUUUUUUCAUUGUGUGUACCCUAGAAUUUAAAAAAAAAAAAGCUUUAACAGUUGGCUGUAAUUUGGCUUUUAUUAACCUUUAUUAAAAUAUAAAUGUAAUUGGUUUUCCUACCUCUUAAUGCCAAUUUAAUACAUUAAGAAUAUAAUGGAAUAUGCUUU
Molecule: messenger RNA, 3031 nt
Organism: Balaenoptera musculus (blue whale)
Lineage: Eukaryota; Metazoa; Chordata; Mammalia; Artiodactyla; Balaenopteridae
Gene: ZNF277
Product: zinc finger protein 277
Exons: 12
Coding region: 22-1392 (456 amino acids)
Source: RefSeq, a predicted model, not a curated record